Molecule: messenger RNA, 2024 nt
Organism: Puntigrus tetrazona (Sumatra barb)
Lineage: Eukaryota; Metazoa; Chordata; Actinopteri; Cypriniformes; Cyprinidae
Exons: 2
Coding region: 50-1810 (586 amino acids)
Molecular function (GO): nucleic acid binding; hydrolase activity; metal ion binding
Source: RefSeq, a predicted model, not a curated record
GCUGAACUUCUUGUGUCUCUGCUCUAUCACACAAGAGGAGCUUCACACCAUGUUUGUUCCGGCUCUGCUCACCUGUAUUGUGCUGAGAACAUUCAUUGCUCAAGCAAAAGUAGCUGAUGACUUUCAUUGCAAUGAAUUUUUCUACAGAGAAACAGAACCAGGGGGAAUGGAUCAGAAUGCCAAGAAAAUCUGUCAGUUUACAAACGGCGCAGGCCCUUACUACGCUACGCUGUACUCGAUUCAUCACAAGAUUCCUCUCUACAGCGCCUACAGAUUUGACGUUGCAUGCUUCGAUGACAGAGGAAGGCUGGGCUACUGGUAUUUAGAGCCACAGAUUUCCAAACCUGAUGAAGAAAGUCGAUACUCUAUGGUUCGUGAGACUGUAGCUUCGAAAAGGGCUUAUAAGGACAGUCAAGCCACCAGUGAUGACUACAGUGAAACGGGAUAUGACCGCGGACACCUGAACCCCAGCAGCUUCCAGUGCGGUGAGGGCCGUAUAGCAACGUUCACGCUGACCAAUGCAGCACCUAUGGAUGCGUGCUUCAACCGUAAUCAAUGGGCAAAUUGGGAAAAAAAUUUGAGGACUUUUUUAAGAGACAAACUUACAAGUGAAAGUGCCACCGCCUACAUUGUCACAGGUACAGUACCUAAUGUGAACCUACGGAUACCACAAAGCGAAAUCUCAGACGACCCCGCGAGGGUGACGGUGCCCUCUCACAUCUGGACGGCUGUCUGCUAUAAGCACAACUUUGAUGAUAGAAGGUCUUUUUCCUUUGGGUAUAUGGGGCAAAACAAGCCGGAAGGCAGCAUAAGUCUGAUGAGUGUCUCAGACCUGAACACACUCAUAAAAGAUCUCUAUGAUCAGCCGUCAGAAGUUCACAUUUUUGUGGACGAUUGCUUUCAUGACAAUAAUAAAUUAGAUGACGUUAAGGUCAAAUUUCAGACAUUAAUCAGUCAACAAAGCAAGGAAGAGUCAGGAGUCCAAAUGAGCUCAGGCACGCAAAACACGUAUCUCGCAUUAAAAAGGGCUGCCGACAGUAACGUCGUAUCUGAAAAGAAAUUCAAGGUGAGUGAGAUGACAAUAAAAUUAUCCUUUGACACCAUAAGCACUUACUACAACGCAGAAAAGGAUCUGAAGGUUUCUGGAAGUGCUUGUCUUUUAACUCAUGUGAAACCACUAGCAAGCAGUCAUCUCAGAAAAAGGGACAUAUCAGGAGCGUCGGAUGCUGUUGAAUGCCUGCUGGUCCCAGAGAAGCAAAUGACUGCAGCUGACGGAUCGCCCUGCUCCAAAUACUCCGACACUAAAUACAGCUGCACAUGUGAGACGAAUGGAAAAGUCAAGUCCUGCUGCUCCACUCCCUGCCUGUACCAGUACAAUCUCAAUUCUUACAGAUGUUACUCGGGCCAGACGCAGAUCGAGUGCUCAGCCCGGUACUCACUCGUCACUCACAAAGGAGAGAAGUGCUUGGAUGAUCACCCAUGUGGAACCUACGGCUACGACUACUACUGGUGCAAGACCAUCUCUGGCAGCUGGGACUACUGCAGCCCUCCGCUGUGGAGAAGUAAAGCUCAAAACGGGAAGUACUGCCGCAGUGACCAUGCCUGCGCCAAAUAUGGUUCAGGAAAAAUGUGGUGCUACACGGACAAUGUCGGCAAUUCUGAAGAGUGCUGUACUUCUGAUGACUGCUACUCGGCUGUGAACGGCCAAACCUGCAGACCUGGUCACGAGUGUGGCUACCACGGGUACAGUUACCUGUGGUGCUACACAGACUAUGAAGACCACUGGGCUGCCUGCUGCAGGUCGUGUUGAUGAUGGGGGUUUACAAUCUGUGGUUCGAGUAUAACUAAAGCAAAAUUGUACUGUUAGCUCUUACUAACAAAGAAGAUAUCUCACAUAAAAAAUAAAGUCUCUCGUGUGUGCUUCUGAUUAAAAUGCUUAAGCUUAAAAGCAUAUGUAUGUAAAAACAACAAAAAAAAAAACAUAAUAAAAUGUGUAUUUCAACAAAACAGCUUUACGGAAAUUU